AUGUCGACCAGAGCUUCACGUCACAAGUCCUGCCUAAAAUGCAUCCAAACGAAACGAAAGUGCGAUCGAAUGCAGCCCAGAUGUCGACGCUGCAUUGCGAGUAAUACAGAAUGCCAAUACAUCGGGCGAAAUCGUUUUCCGCAACAGCCGAGUAUACAACCUGGCGAAGCAGAUCACUCCUUUCCUCUCCCGACAGAGCCGGUAGACGGAACUCAACCACUAGCCAACUGGCAGCUGCAGCCAUACCACACAUCUUCCAUGGUAUCGUUACCAACUUUAUAUCUAGAUGAUACCGUUUUCGAAUUUCCCAAUCAUCCUUUCAACCUGGGAGAUAUGCCUGUCGCCGUACAGAUCCCCAGUACGAACAUUUGUAUGGAACCCCCCAUCACACCGCCCAACACAGCAGAAGCGAUAAUCCGGCCUCGAGUAGAGUUUGUAGCGAAACGCCUGGCAGCUAUCCCACGUCGCUUUGCCUCGCAAGCUCAAACCAUGUUUAUACAUCGAAUGCACUUCCAGUAUACAUGUCCGACUGCUCUGCAAGAUGCGAUGAGUGCUUGUGCGUUGUAUAGCAUCAAGACUGAAGCCAAUCAGGCUUUGGUCUUUGGUCACGUGCAGCAGAAAUGCCAGCAGCUUGUCACGAGCACGGAUGCGCAAUCUGCAUCGAAAAUGGAGCUUCUUGCGGCUCUGCAGUCUUUGGUGUUGUAUCAGAUGAUCCGCCUUUUUGAUGGAGAUGUUCGUCUCAGAGCUCUUGCUGAAGCCGAUGAAUCGGUUACUUUGCAAUGGGCAAAUCGACUCAAGAUUCUGCUACGUGACGGUGCGGUAGUGCGGCACAACGCGGCUUCUUCUCCCAUUACACGAGUAGGUUUUCAUACUUCUUCUUCUCCUUCUUCACCGAGGGACAUUUCGGUCGAGUCGUCGGACAAUUGGCAAUACUGGCUCACUACCGAAUCAAUACGGCGAACGAUUAUAACAACCCAUGUCCUCAGCGGUAUAUACAAUUUCCUCAAACUUGGAUAUGAUGGUCCAACACCAGAUCUUCGUGUGUCUUUUACCGCGCAAACAGCGCUGUGGGGUGCACAGAGUGAGAGCGGGUGGCGCUGGGCGCGCGAGGAUGCUAAUGUAGAGAAUCUGGAGAUAUGGGUCGAGCGCUGGGACGAGGCGAUUAUGAAGGCGAGGCCGGAGGAUUUGGAGGACAUGGGGGUUUGUGUCAUGGUUAUGUUGUGGGGGGUUGAGGGGGCGAGGGGGUGGUUGGGUAGGGAAUUUGUGGCGAGGUUUGGGCUAGAUGGGAUGUAG
Alternaria alternata is the source of this 1293-nucleotide messenger RNA. RefSeq lists its product as hypothetical. Gene Ontology annotation, biological process: regulation of DNA-templated transcription. Bases 1 to 1293 code for a protein of 430 amino acids. The record is from RefSeq and is a predicted model, not a curated record. Lineage: Eukaryota; Fungi; Ascomycota; Dothideomycetes; Pleosporales; Pleosporaceae. Gene Ontology annotation, molecular function: DNA-binding transcription factor activity, RNA polymerase II-specific; zinc ion binding. The transcript has 2 exons.